CUGGAGGACUCCCUACAUUCUUCCUCCAUUACCUCACUGCCUCCGGUGACUGCUGGGAUACGGGCGGACUCGGCCGCGGCUCGACUCAGUCCUCCAGCCUCCCGGGGAAUACCUCCAGUCCGUCCCAGCCGCCGCCGCCCGCCGCCCGCCGCCUUCGCCCCGCCCCGUCCGCGCCGCGCGUCCGCGGGGCCCACUUCUCUCGGGAGCCCCCACCCAGGCGCAUGGCUCCAUGAAGCGGGAGGAGGAGGCAGAGCGCGAGAGGUCCCGUCCGCCCCGGCCGCGUCUGGGCCAGGAGAAAAGGUACAGGAAGAAGGAAUGGAAUCGGAAGGAAGAAAAUUCAUUCCCGAGGCAAAGUAGCUCCCCUCCUCUGUUGUAGCCGCUCCUCUGCUAAUACAGACUUUCUGCUUUCAGGUUCUGCAGCAUUCCAGGCCUCGAGCAUCGCAUCAGGAUGGGAAAAAGACGUUGUGUUCCUCCACUCGAGCCCAAGUUGGCAGCAGGCUGUUGUGGGGUCAAGAAACCCAAGCUAUCUGGAAGUGGAACACACAGUCACGGGAAUCAGUCCACAACUGUCCCCGGCUCUAGUUCAGGACCUCUUCAAAACCACCAGCAUGUGGACAGCAGCAGUGGACGGGAGAACGUAUCGGACUUAACUCUGGGGCCUGGAAACUCUCCCAUCACACGAAUGAAUCCCGCAUCGGGAGCUCUGAGCCCUCUCCCCCGGCCCAAUGGAACUGCCAACACCACGAAGAAUCUGGUGGUGACCGCAGAGAUGUGCUGCUACUGCUUCGAUGUACUCUACUGUCACCUCUAUGGCUUCCCACAGCCUCGACUCCCUAGAUUCACCAAUGACCCCUAUCCACUCUUUGUGACAUGGAAGACAGGGCGGGACAAGCGGCUUCGUGGCUGCAUUGGAACCUUCUCAGCCAUGAAUCUUCACUCAGGACUCAGGGAAUACACGUUAACCAGUGCACUUAAGGACAGCCGAUUUCCCCCCCUGACCCGAGAGGAGCUGCCUAAACUUUUCUGCUCUGUCUCCCUCCUUACUAACUUUGAGGAUGCCAGUGAUUACCUGGACUGGGAGGUAGGGGUCCAUGGGAUUCGAAUUGAAUUCAUCAAUGAGAAAGGCGUCAAGCGUACAGCCACGUAUUUACCUGAGGUUGCUAAGGAACAAGACUGGGAUCAGAUCCAGACAAUAGACUCCUUGCUCAGGAAAGGUGGCUUUAAGGCUCCCAUCACCAGUGAAUUCAGAAAAACCAUCAAGCUCACCAGGUAUCGGAGUGAGAAGGUGACAAUCAGUUACGCGGAGUACAUCGCGUCUCGACAGCACUGUUUCCAGAAUGGCACUCUUCAUUCCCCGCCCCUCUACAAUCAUUACUCCUGACACACGGCUGCAUGACCAGUCCCACCCCCCUGUGGCCACCAAUGGCUAUGACAUCAUUGGAGCAGAUGCCUCCUCUUCCUGGUCCAGUUACUUCUAUUACUGCACCAUUUUAUGAUGCUAGCUUCCGUUGCCAAGUCUGCCUCCCACUGACUGAGGGGGUGGGGUUACACUGAAUGAAGCAGAACUUUGAGGGGCCCAAGCCUUAUCUCAGCCUUUCCUCAAUAUGGGGUUCCGUUGGAUUGGGGCUCCUCCGUGACUAGUGAGAAUUCCUGUGGGAGUGCGGAAGACCCUUGGCUUGUGCUUUGCCACGUGUGUUGGCCUCGCGCCGGAAGCUGGAGUUGAUGAUCCAAGAAGGCGUACCCCACACACACCCCUGCAGCCUCCCCAGAUCAAAUAGGUGUACUCCCCUGGCAGUCUGGGCAACGGAGACCAACAACAAACACUUUUAGGUUGUUUUAAAUUCAUUUUUUUAAACUUCCGAUUUAUUGUGUGUACCAAGAGUUGUUCACCACCUUCAUGCUUCAUAAGUGGACGCCAUGUUAGGGUUAAGCGUGGGCCCCUGGAGUCCCCCGAGGCUCCCGGACAGAGACCCACACCGAGAUCGGAAGCCCUGCAGCUGGCGUUGCAGAUCUCAUUGCUCAAUCAGCCCUCCAGUUCUCAUCCCACUCUGUCGGACUUGGUGGCACUCUGCCUGCGUUGAGUCUCCUGGUGUAAAACAGAGCUCGGGGCUGUAGCCUGCUGAGGAAUGAAGCAGAGAGGUCUGCCUGCAGGUGUGCAAGCAGAGACCUCACCACCGGCCACCUUGCUCCCCUGGUGGCUGUGCCUGGAGCUGGAUGGAGGUUCUCGGAAGUAUAGCUGUGCCCUUCUGUUGUGGGGUUGGGUCUAGGAAGAUGGGUGCCUAUUGCAGGAGAGAAGCCUGGGUCUGUUUCUCAGGCCUGCAUCCCAAGGGACCUUGAGGCAGGGGUGUUCUUUUUUUGCGGUCUGCCUGUGGAAGCGGUGGACGUUGCCGUCCUUUAGAGGCGAAGCUGUGUAGUGAAGGUGAAUCUUUGGUCUUGCCUUACCAGGGCAUAUCUCUUGACAGCUCAUUUUCCCCUCAGGCAUUCAAACUUUCUUAUUGUUGCUGACUUCCAGAUAGCUGUCAGCAAGCUUCACCUACCCCUUCCUCCAUCCUUUAUCACUUGGUGAGUUUGUAGAAGUAGGGGAUUUGGGUGAAACUUUCAAAUGGCCACAGAGGCACUGCUGAGGUGACUUGCGGGAGUAGGUGGCUGGCUAGAGGGGCCAAAGGAUGAUACACUGGCUUUCAGCAGCAUAGCUGGAGAACUAUGACAGCAGGCUGGGCACAAGCUAACAGAUUAAUUUAUUUUGUAAAGUUGAUGCUGUGAUGGUGUGGCUUUCUGAAAUGGGCAGAUAUUCAAGUCAAGAGAUCUUUGGCAUUUGCUUCUGCCAGGGAUAUGUGAGGGAGAAUACAGGUGACAUGAAGGUGCCCAGGCCUUGCCCUCUCCACUCCCUGCUGCUGUGCCUGGUCCCUACAGCCUGCCAUGUUUCUCUUGCCAUGUUAAGUGAAGGUGAAGGAGUCAUUUCAUGACUUCAUGCUGCUGAGAACAAAUGUUACCAACAGAUACUCUUCGGUGCCAUGGAUGAUGAUGCUAGGGUGGUCAACUCUGGACCAAGCCACCCUCCGGUUUGUACAACAGUAUUGACACAUAGGGCUACACUCAUUACUGUUUAAGUGUUCUAUGUUAAAAGUUGUGUUUAAUUUCUAAAGAUUAAAAAAAAAAGCAAAAAAAAAUGGUGCUAAACUUCCUCCCUUGAGCACGCUCAGUGAGACUGGUCAUGCAAGCAUUUACAACGCCACGCUCUUCAAGCCCAUCUCUAUGUAGACAUAUUGCCCUGUUCAUCUUCCCCAAUGUAUAGUAUGUUGGCUUUGUUUAUUUUUUUAAAUUUUAAUGAGGGUAGGAUAGGAUACCUGCCAUUUAAGCAAAUGAACAGAAAUUUUAAAAAUCCAAUAAAUGGGGGAGGAAAAAAAAAUCAGUGCACAAGAAUUGGGGUGGUAGAUGAAAGCCCAGCGCACCCUGGAGUGGGCUCAGUGGCUUUGGCAUGAAGAAGCCUUACUCCCUGCACAUUCCUUUAUGCUCCCAUCCACGCACAGCAGUGGAAACACUUGGGGGCCUCCUGCCUCAUCAGGAGCCACCGGGAGGUGGCCCCGGGAGGAAUGGGGGCUGUGAGCCUCCUACCCGAACGGGGCUGGUCAGGAAGCAGUCAUGAGAGCAGUGGCAGGUGGCUCUCAAAAAGGUACCAAGUCUAGAUCAUCCACGUGACAGCUUUGCAUAGGGAGGUGAUGGCUCUGAACUGGGACUGAAUGGCCUGCCACAUGCAUGACCAAAGCAGUGAUGCGAUGAUAGGGUUUGGGGAAAGUUUUACUGCUGAGUGUUACUGCCUGUGCCCCUGAACCACUCGGGCAAAAUAGGUUGCAAGAGGAACCAGUUAGUCCACCUGUGCUGGCUUGGCUCGGUUUGGAGCAGGUCACAUCCCUAGCUGUGAGUGCCUUUCGGUCUGGGAAGUUGGCUUGUCUCAUCAUACCCGCAGCUAGGACAUUCUCUCCCUGUAAUUAUGAACUGUCCUUGUUUCACAUGAACUCAAAGAGGAUGUCUUUGAUGUUUGUCAACUGUUGGAUUGUUUCCCACUGUGCGGUUGUUAAAACUUUUUCGCUUCAUAAUAUUAAAACAACUCCUGUUAGAGACCCUUCCUACGCGGAAGGCUUGUAGUAGAAACAUUACAUAUAUUUUGUUGUUUAUAAUAACAAUCAUCUAUACACAAGAAGUCCUAGGUGUUAGUACUUUGCACAAGAUCCAUUUUCCAUGAUCUGUUAACAUCUGCAAUCUCACUAACUGUUGGUGUUAUUUUCUAUGGGGAUUUCUGGAGCCUAGGAAGCUGUGUGUUCUUUCUGUUAAGUUUUUGUUCUAACUUCCCUGAAGCAAGAGACUGUAUGGCCUUCAGUGCAAAGACUUCAGACCAAUUCUUUGUAUUACACUUGGUUGCCUCUCGGCUAUUUAACUUCUGAGUGCAAAUCAUUGAACUCUUUAACGAAGUAUUGUAGAGAAUAAAUCAUAAUGGGUAAA
Molecule: messenger RNA, 4500 nt
Organism: Ochotona curzoniae (black-lipped pika)
Lineage: Eukaryota; Metazoa; Chordata; Mammalia; Lagomorpha; Ochotonidae
Gene: AMMECR1L
Product: AMMECR1 like
Exons: 8
Coding region: 449-1381 (310 amino acids)
Source: RefSeq, a predicted model, not a curated record